AAGGGCAAAGGGCAGGUGGUAUGCCGCAGCUUCCUCAGAUGUCUCCCAGGAUGGACCAAACGGUUGAAAGCUCUCAGCCCAAACAGCCCCCCAGAGACCCUUUGCUGCAGCUGGUCUCCCUGCAGGAGGCGUCUGGCUGCUGGGUGCUGGAUCCACAUCUGGCUGCUGCACUGGGAAAGACCAGCGAGGAGGUGGAGAAGCCCAAGCCUGCAUCGGUGAAGCAGGACGUGUGGGCCACCAUUCUGGCUCUGAUCUGGCUUCAUGGUUUCAAGAUGGAUGCUCAGGAGGAGUGGGAGCUUCUGGCUAUGAAGGCUGUGUCCUGGCUCCGAGCUCAGAAAGCUUCAGGGGUGACGGAGUGUGUGGAAGCAGGAAAUGCUCUGUUGGGUUGCAACGUGCAGAAAGACGCCGUGGGGCUCUGAGGUGUUCAUUGAAGGAGCUUCUCCUGCAGGAUUGGACCCCUCUGGUACACCGAAGGAGAUUCACUCCAUCAUGCAACCAUCGACUUAAAAUCAAAUAAACCAAUUUUAUGUCAACUUGGGUCUAGAACAACUUUAAACAACCAUGAGCUUUUGUGGUUUUUAUUUCAGUCUUCAUUUCUCUUUGAUUCGUUUUGCACAACAAACUUUGACAUCAGGUUUACAUGAACUUUAGCCAACUCUGAAUCACAUUUCAAAUGUUUAGCUGCCUGGAGAUGUUUUCAGCCACAUUGAGCAAGGCUUUAAAACGUCAUGCUUCAAUUGUGAAUUAUUUUUUACUAACCUUUGUAAUGAUUAGAAUGAUAGAUAUCCCCAAAAACUACUGGGUCUGCUUUAAAACAACUUGAGUUGAUGUCUUGCUCUUGUCCACCACUAAUCUGUUAUUUCAUACAAAAUGUAAUAAAUUGCAGGUGUGUGGCUGUAAGUAGUUGAUACUUCAUCCAACGCCUAAAGAGCAAAGAGAAGGUUAUUAAAAAGAGUGCCGAGAACGAAUGAAUUUCCUGAUUCAACCAUUGUUCCCGAGAUCCAUUUUUACUUUAACCAAUUCAACAGCAAGUUGCAGGCGAGAAGUUGAAAGAGAAAAUCAAAUUAUUUUCCUUACAAAGUAACUACAAUGCUAUUAAAUUCGAUUACUUUUUUAAAACUCUUAAUGGAAUUGGACAUAAAACUUUUAACAGUUAAAUAUAACAAGACAAGGCAGAAAAGCAAAAUAUAUAGUCGACAUUAUUUCUUCAUGUAACUGACGUUUUUUAAUUUGAUUAUUCCUGUUUUUUGUUCUGGAUUCAUACUCUAUUCUUUGUCAAUAUAUUCAAGUAUUCACGAAACAUCUAUCCAAUAAAACAGGUGUCAAGUAACGAAGUACAAAUACUUCGUUACUGUACUUAAGUAGACAUUUUGGGUAGCUAUACUUGAGUAUUUAUUUUUCAGACUUUUAACUUCUACUCCUUACAUUUUCGCGAAAAUAACUGUACUUUCUACUUCUUACAUUUAAAAAAUCGCCUCGUUACUAUUUCAUUUCGGAAGGUUUUUUUGGCUUGUCACCUUUCAAAAACACACAAAAAACUAAAACGCGCCGUCGGGAUUGCGUGGCUUUGAUUGUGGUUGGAUGAGAAGUGUAAACAUUUACCAUCCAGGCGCCUCAUUGGUUCACCACACGACGCAUAUCAGAGUGACGCAGGGUGCGUAAAAGUGGUGAAGGAUGUCUUUCAGGAGGCAGGUGAAGUAGUAAACUAUGGGGAGACACUGCAGUCUAAUCAAUGGGAACAACGUGUGUCCCUCUGUGGUUGUAGCGUCGCCUCUCUGAAUGUCGCCAUGUUUCCGUCAUCCGGCGGGUCACGUGACCUGAAGGCACCUUCCCAUCGCGUUGUGACGGACUGACGGACUGUUUGUUCUUAAUGGACAUUUCUUUCCCUUUCAAUACUUUUUUUUACUUUAGGUAGUUUUAAACUAGCACUUUUAUACUUUUACUUAAGUAAACAGCUUGAGCUGAUACUUCCACUUCUACAAAAGUAUUUUCAAAACCGAGUAUCUAUACUUCUACUUGAGUAAUGAAUGCGAAUACUUUUGACACCUCUGCUCAUGUGUAUGUUAAUGCACCACCAUAACACAACCGAUAUGUUUGCCUGACCUGACUUGUCAUCGUCGAUGCAUUUUAUUGUGAAAGCACAUGAUGUUGUGACUGGGGGGGAGAGGAUGGUGAGGUGAGGUCUACAUGGUGAUCAUUUGGAUUUGCUUCGUUGUAUUAUGUGGGUCACUGCCUCUUCCUCCUCCUCCUCCUCCUCACACUGUCCUUCUGAGCAUUCCUCUCCAUCCUCCAUCUUCUCUCCAUCCCUCCUUUUUAUUGAUCAUCCAAUAAGAUGGUUUUAAAAACAAACAGAGGGGCAAAAGAGUGAUUUAAGGACAAGAUGUGAGGAAAAACAGAUUCUUAGGCGCAUCAAAAAAAAUUGAUCCACAACAGGAAGGGAGAG
Messenger RNA from Pungitius pungitius (ninespine stickleback), 2443 nucleotides. RefSeq names its product von Willebrand factor A domain-containing protein 5A-like. NCBI's taxonomy places the organism in Eukaryota, Metazoa, Chordata, Actinopteri, Perciformes, Gasterosteidae. The transcript has 5 exons. The record is from RefSeq and is a predicted model, not a curated record. Bases 21 to 419 code for a protein of 132 amino acids.